Penicillium waksmanii is the source of this 831-nucleotide messenger RNA. RefSeq lists its product as uncharacterized. The record is from RefSeq and is a predicted model, not a curated record. The coding region runs from base 1 to 831 and encodes 276 amino acids. Lineage: Eukaryota; Fungi; Ascomycota; Eurotiomycetes; Eurotiales; Aspergillaceae. The transcript has 5 exons.
AUGGCAUCUUACCACCGAGUACUGGAGACCUUUGGAAGGUCGAUUCAAGAUAAUACUUUGGAAUGUGACUGCGAUAUACAUCCAUGGGAGCUUUCCAUCAAUGAUGAGCAAUGGGCUGGCAAGAUUCGAUUUAUCGGGUUUAUUGACGUAUUUUUCCUCAUCGCCUACUCUGCCAACGCCCGAUUUGAGCAUGGAAUUAUUGUUUAUAAGGAUAAAUUAGCCCUUGAGGAGCUCACUGGUAUUACCUCUAAGCCUAUUGAGAAAAGCACCCAGGCCGAUGGCAAUACCGACAGUGCACUGGACCACCAGGAGCCCGAAGAAGACCUAACAGAGCUUGAGGCAGCUGGGGAUGAGGCAAACUCGGACCCCGCUGUGAAAGAAAACCAAGAAGGCACUUCUCCGCAGACCGGCGGGGAGGCCAGUCAACCAGCGGCGCAGGUCAAAAGUACCACUGGUCAACAAGACGAAGCGGCCGCAACACCCGAGGUCCGCAAUACCAGCACUCUCUCAAUCAAGAGUCUGGGCCAUCCGAUCGGACUGCGAGCCUCGUAUCCCAAGUCGUGGAUUCGCAGCUAUAAGGUGCAGAUUACCAAGCCCGCCAGUUGGGGGUUGAGCAAGCGCAUAAUGCAGGGACUCAAGGUACACAGUACCUAUGAUUUGAUGGGUGACGUGAUUCGCUGUGGUCUCAUCACACAAGGACAACUGGCGGGUCAUCUCAUGGGCAUUCUUCUCGCGGGUUCCCGUCUUGACGACACGACUCAAAAAUAUCUGUCGGGGUUGACAUCAGGAAAUGAUGCUGGCCGACAGGCAUUAUCGAAUGAGAAGAUCUAG